CUUGCAUUUGUCAUUUUCCGGUGGUCAUUUCAUUCGUACGCGCGACUUUUUGGCGAGUGUGUAUAAAAAUCUCCGGCUCUGCGUAAAACAAAAACCGAAAAUCGUGCUGCUUAGCCCCCGAAAUUAGUAAAUCAAACAAAAACACACAAAAUGGCCGAGAACAAGCAAGUGGAUACGGAGAUGAACGGCGAGGAUUUCACCAAGGACGUGACUGCCGACGGUCCUGGAUCUGAAAAUGGUGAUGCGGGCGCCGCCGGCUCCACCAACGGCAGUUCGGACAACCAAUCGGGCGCAUCCGGCCAGCGGGACGACGACAGAAAACUGUUUGUUGGUGGUCUGAGCUGGGAAACGACUGAAAAGGAACUGCGCGAUCACUUCGGCAAGUAUGGCGAGAUCGAGAGCAUCAAUGUCAAGACAGAUCCCCAGACCGGUCGCUCCCGAGGAUUCGCCUUCAUCGUGUUCACAAACACCGAGGCUAUUGACAAGGUCAGCGCCGUCGAUGAGCACAUAAUCAACAGCAAGAAGGUCGACCCCAAGAAGGCCAAGGCCAGGCACGGUAAGAUCUUUGUCGGUGGCCUCACCACAGAGAUCACCGAUGAGGAGAUUAAGACCUACUUUGGACAGUUUGGCAACAUCGUCGAGGUUGAGAUGCCAUUCGACAAGCAAAAGUCGCAGCGUAAGGGAUUCUGCUUCAUCACCUUCGAUUCGGAGCAGGUGGUGACGGAUCUACUGAAGACGCCCAAGCAGAAGAUCGCCGGCAAGGAGGUCGAUGUUAAGCGUGCAACGCCCAAGCCAGAGAACCAGAUGAUGGGCGGUAUGCGUGGAGGCCCACGCGGUGGUAUGCGCGGCGGACGCGGUGGCUACGGAGGACGUGGUGGCUACAACAACCAGUGGGACGGACAGGGAUCCUACGGCGGCUAUGGCGGCGGCUACGGCGGAUAUGGUGCCGGUGGUUAUGGCGACUACUAUGCCGGCGGCUACUAUAAUGGAUAUGACUACGGUUAUGACGGAUACGGUUACGGCGGCGGCUUUGAGGGUAACGGCUACGGCGGAGGCGGUGGUGGCAAUAUGGGCGGUGGUCGCGGUGGACCCCGCGGCGGCGGCGGCCCCAAAGGCGGCGGUGGCGGUUUUAACGGUGGCAAGCAGCGCGGAGGCGGUGGACGCCAGCAGCGGCAUCAGCCCUACUAAAAAGGGGCAAGGGGCGUGGGCAUUGGGUAUCUCGCAUUCUCCAAAUAACUGCAAACUAUUUGAAUUUUACCUAGUUUAGUUUGUUAUGCAUUACUACAAGAAGCAACACACAUCUCUACAACAACACCGUCUGGGUAACCGCAUAUAUACGCCGUUGUAUAUAUCUGUAUGAAA
This is a messenger RNA of Drosophila yakuba, 1362 nucleotides long. RefSeq names its product RNA-binding protein squid (gene sqd). The record is from RefSeq and is a predicted model, not a curated record. Gene Ontology annotation, biological process: regulation of gene expression. The coding region runs from base 151 to 1188 and encodes 345 amino acids. Gene Ontology annotation, molecular function: RNA binding. Gene Ontology annotation, cellular component: nucleoplasm. Lineage: Eukaryota; Metazoa; Arthropoda; Insecta; Diptera; Drosophilidae. The transcript has 8 exons.